Messenger RNA from Heterobasidion irregulare TC 32-1, 348 nucleotides. RefSeq lists its product as uncharacterized. The record is from RefSeq and is a predicted model, not a curated record. The transcript has a single exon. NCBI's taxonomy places the organism in Eukaryota, Fungi, Basidiomycota, Agaricomycetes, Russulales, Bondarzewiaceae. The coding region runs from base 1 to 348 and encodes 115 amino acids.
AUGGAAGAGCUGGAAGGCAGAGGUUGGUCGCAUGGCUCGACAGCGGCUGAGAGAUCACAUCGAAGGCCCUUUCACGAGGAGAUCCAUCAUGUACGCAGGGAGGGCGGGUCGCGGAAGGAGCGGGAUGAGGCCCAGGCUAGCGCGGAGGCAGGGAGCCAUCUCAAGUGCAUAGUCCUGGUGAAGUCCAUGGCGCACAGGCAGUUCCGGAUCCAAGCCAUCGAGCCCUUGCUUGCGAUAUUUAGCGCUAUGGCAGUGACAGCAGAGGACACGCCUUUUCACUGCAGCGUAGAGGUAUGGUCGCCUAAACCUUCUAUGACUGCUGAGGAGCAAGGACGGAGGGUCGGUUGA